AUGACUGCAACGAGUGGACAAACGGCUUCACGUGGGAAGAAAAAACAUUUUCUUAACAAAUUUGUUGUCCGUAAAUAUUGCUAUGGUUAUUGUGGAUGUGGGGUUUGUUUGGUUAUAGCUGGAUUUAUUCUCAUCUUUUUCAUGGGUUUGAAUGUGUCUUGGUAUAAUAGGGCAAUUUACAAUGCUAAACAGCGCAAGAGUUUAUUGUCUGGACGAAGCAAAUUCGAGGCAUAUUUUCAAAGUGUUUGUCCAAUCUAUCCGUUUGCUAAUGGUUCUAUGCCUGAAUUUGAUUAUUCAUAUUGCAACCGUUAUUGUAAUAAGAAUGAACAUAUGGAAUUUAUGUAUAGAAUUAUUAAACCAAAUGAAUCUAAAGUCAUGGAUGCUAAUAAGGAUGCUAAAUGUCCUUAUUAUGUUGUUCUUAGACCCUGCCAAUGUGAUAAAUACAAAAAUGGAGCAAAAAUUGAAUCUCAUUGUGAGGCUAAGAAAUUCAAUAAAGAAUUCAUCUCAAUUAAGGAAAAAGAAGGUGAAAGUAAAACUACAAAAUUGGGUAUUUGUAUUCCUUGUGAGGAUGAUUCUGCCGAUUCAAAAAUUAAUAAGAAUGCAACAACUGUUGAACCAAACACGAAGAAGAAUGGGUAG
Molecule: messenger RNA, 639 nt
Organism: Meloidogyne enterolobii
Lineage: Eukaryota; Metazoa; Nematoda; Chromadorea; Rhabditida; Meloidogynidae
Source: the annotation of a GenBank genome assembly